AUGAUGAUUACAUCUCUAUAUUCUCUGCCGAAUAGUUCAUUGUCGCCCAUAGCUAAUUAUUCAUCAUCAACUACAACAACAGUAAAAACGAGUCGUCAACGCUCUGUUAAACCAAGAAGAAAACCAGUAACAAUAUUAAUACCAAGUACAAGCUCAGCGCCAAUAUUUGAUUUAAAUCUUUAUCAUAGUCGAAAUUUAGAACAAAUAUAUCGUCAAAUGAAAACAUCAUUAACAACGAAAGAAACUCCUACUACUAUCAUUAGUACUACAAAAACAACGACAACAACAACAACAACAACAACAAUAAAAAUAUCGAAUGCAUCAAUAAUAACAUUCAGGAAAGUGAUAACGUACGCCCCAAAACAGUCACAUCAUCAUCAUCGAUCAACAACAAAGAUUAAAAACGAAAUUUUAUUAACAAACACAACAGGGUACAGAGCAACAAUUACUCCAAGUACCAGUGCGCGGACAACAAAUACCACGCAAGAAGUUUUAUUACUAAAUUCAUCUUUUUCUAAUACAACGUCGAAUACGAACAUCUCUAAUAAUAAUAACAAUUUUUCAACAUUAAUUUUAAAUGUGCCGAUUGAAUUGAAAACAUUAUCGAUUUUUAUACCAAAACAAAUUAAUCAACAUAGUGUAAAUAUAACUACCUCGUCUAUAACAACUUCUGCGACAGUGAAAAUAACAACUGAUUCGAUCGCGAAUUUAAAUCAUACAGCUUUUAUUUCGCUAAUAUCAACUACAUCCUAUAUCAGUAUUAUUGAAGAAAACCGUACUGAUCAAAUAGUAGCUCAAAGUUUAAAAAAUCUUCAAAAAACUCGUUCAGGUAAAACAACAAUUUAG
This is a messenger RNA of Didymodactylos carnosus, 846 nucleotides long. NCBI's taxonomy places the organism in Eukaryota, Metazoa, Rotifera, Eurotatoria, Philodinida, Philodinidae. The record is from the annotation of a GenBank genome assembly.